AGACUUUGUUUUCUCACAAGCAAUCCAGAGAGUUCCCAACAUCGGGUAGCUGAGAUGGAGCUUCUGGGGAUCUCUACUACUCUUCCUCUUGUGAUUUGUGUCACUUGCCUGGUUUUCCUUUUUGUGUGGAAGAAAAGUUAUGGAUGGGGAAGGCUCCCUCCUGGCCCAACUCCCCUUCCCAUCAUUGGAAAUCUGAUGCAACUAAACCUCAAGAACCUCCCUGCCUCUCUCUCCAAGAUGGCCAAAGAGUAUGGCCCUGUUUACACUCUGUACUUUGGACCCCAGCUGACUGUGGUCUUACACGGUUAUGAGGUGGUGAAGGAAGCUCUGAUUGAUCAGGCUGAUGAAUUCCUUGGCAGAGGACGUUUUCCAAUUAUUGAAGAUAACCAGAAAGGACAUGGAAUCCUCUUCAGCAAUGGAGAGACAUGGAAGCAAAUGCGGCGCUUCUCCCUCAUGACCCUGAGGAACUUUGGGAUGGGGAAGAGAAGCAUCGAGGAGAGGGUCCAGGAGGAAGCCCGGUGCCUGGUGGAGGAGCUCAGAAAAAUGGAGGCUCAGCCCUUUGACCCUGUCUUCGUCUUCGCCUGUGCUCCCUGCAAUGUGAUCUGCUCCAUCCUCUUCAAUGAGCGUUUCCACUACAAGAAUGAGACGUUCCUCUCCCUGAUGUAUUUGCUGACUGAAAAUUUUAAGCAAAUAAGCUCUCCAUGGAACCAGAUAUACAAUCUAUGGCCAACACUCAUAAGACAUCUCCCUGGAGAGCACAAAGCAUUUUCCAAAAGGCUUGAUGGUGUUAAAAAUUUCAUUCUGGAAAAAGUGAAGGCGCAUCAAGAGUCCCUGGACCCUAAUAACCCUCGAGACUACAUUGACUGUUUCCUCAGCAAGAUGGAGCAGGAGAAGCACAAACCAGAGUCUGAAUUUAACUUGGAGAACUUGGCUGUCUGUGGAUCAAAUUUGUUUACAGCAGGAACAGAGACAACCAGUAGCACCCUAAGAUGGGGACUCCUGCUCCUAAUGAAACACCCAGAAGUGGAAGCCAAAGUGCAUGAAGAAAUUGACCGUGUGAUCGGACGCAACCAAAGCCCCUGCAUGAAAGACAAGAUGAGGCUGCCCUACACAGAGGCCGUGUUGCACGAGAUACAAAGAUACAUCACCCUCCUGCCUUCUGAUCUACCCCAUGCUGUGACCCGGGACACAAAAUUCAAAAACUAUGUCAUCCCCAAGGGCACUACUGUAUUGCCAUUACUGUCUUCAGUCUUAUUCGAUUGCAAGGAGUUUCCUAACCCAGAGAAGUUUGACCCUGGCCACUUUUUGGAUAAAAAUGGCAGCUUCAGGAAAACAGAAUACUUUGUGCCUUUUUCCCUUGGGAAGCGGGCCUGUGCUGGAGAGGGCCUGGCGCGCAUGGAGCUCUUCCUGUUCUUCACCACCAUUCUGCAGAACUUCUGCCUGAAGCCCCUGGUGGAGCCGAAGGAAAUUGACACCACACCUGUUGUUACGGGGCUUCUCAAUAUCCCACCACCCUACAAACUAUGCCUCAUCCCUAGGUAAAAGAAGACCUUCUCUCUUUCAAAAUUUAAACCAAAGUAAUUGCUUUUUCCUCACUACCCCCCCACCCACCCCCAUCGUCUCUCUCUUAAUUUUAAAUACUGCCUAAGACAGAAACAUACUCACUAAAAACUUUUAUAGGGGUCACUAAAACUUGAUUUGUGUUAAUCUACAAAUCCCUU
Messenger RNA from Equus caballus (horse), 1721 nucleotides. It is a transcript of the gene CYP2C23, whose product is annotated as cytochrome P450 family 2 subfamily C member 23. Gene Ontology annotation, biological process: xenobiotic metabolic process. The record is from RefSeq and is a predicted model, not a curated record. Gene Ontology annotation, molecular function: heme binding; oxygen binding; iron ion binding. Gene Ontology annotation, cellular component: intracellular membrane-bounded organelle; cytoplasm. Lineage: Eukaryota; Metazoa; Chordata; Mammalia; Perissodactyla; Equidae.